AAAAAAAGUUGCAAUUAGCAAAGGAAAAAAUGGAAAAAUAGUUUAUUUCUUGACAAUCAAAACUACUCUCUUUCCCUUCUAACAUUUUUACAUCACAAAAUCAACUCUCCCUCAAAGUAAAUAGAUGGCUAGAGGUUCAUCACAAUCUCAAACCACUACCGGUUCCACCAAUUCCCGACCCGGUCCACUCGGCGCCGUCCCUCGUGGCUCCCCUGCCGCUACUGCCGGCUUGCGACGCCGCCGUCUCACCACCGGAUCAUCCACAGCCACCACCGGUGGUGGUGGUAAUAGCGGCAACAACAUGCUUAGAUUCUACACUGAUGACGCUCCCGGCCUUAAGAUCUCACCGACAGUGGUCCUCGUGAUGAGUGUGGUGUUUAUCGGUUUCGUCACCGCUCUUCAUGUUUUCGGUAAACUAUAUCGCCGUUCCUCUACUGUUUGAAGCUUAUAUAGAAUCUGUACGGAUCUGUGUAUUACUCUCUUCACUUUUUAUCAUCUGUAUGAUAUAAACCCUAGUUUUCCCUCUGCUGUGUAAAUUUGUUAUAACGUUCAAAUAUCAACAGUCUUAUGUUUCAACAA
Molecule: messenger RNA, 579 nt
Organism: Erigeron canadensis
Lineage: Eukaryota; Viridiplantae; Streptophyta; Magnoliopsida; Asterales; Asteraceae
Product: protein transport protein Sec61 subunit beta
Exons: 1
Coding region: 125-442 (105 amino acids)
Biological process (GO): intracellular protein transport
Cellular component (GO): Sec61 translocon complex
Source: RefSeq, a predicted model, not a curated record